AUGUCUGGUGGUCUCAUAGAUAAAGUUUAUAUUGGGCUUGAUAAUGCUCCUGCAGCAUUCGACAUAAAAGGACGUAUUCUUGGUCCAAAUGGAACUAAUUUAGAAUACAUAAGGUCAGAAACAGGUGUAGUGGCAGUGUUAAAAAGUGAUAAAUUUGAACCAUUGCAUUUGGCUUUGCAUCAUACGCGAUCCGAAGCGUUAACUGCUGCUCGAUCAUUGGCACAAAAUCUAAUUGAGACUAUUAGAGCGGAGCUGGCUCAAUGGAGCGCUGCCCAAGCUGGCGGGCCGCCGCCAGCGCUUAAUGUCCCACCACCCACCUUAACGACGACUGCUGCCCCGCCGCCCGUACCUCCUCCCGUUUCUACCGUCGCAUUGUCAUCACAAUCUACUCUCACGACUCCACACCCCACAGUGAUACCACCAGUAGUAACUGUAGCCCCUGCAUCAACCCCACUGAUGACUGUACGGCAGCCAACUGUACUCCAACUACUUCCACAGCAACAAUAUGUACUUAAUCAGGAAAAUGGGCAGCUAAUACCUAUAGUGCAGCCUGGUGUACAAGUAUCUAAUACAAAUUUUACUUCUCUGCCUUUAGCACAACACUUAGGUUUACAACAACCAAAUUUUGGAACACAAUUAGUUGAUUUAUCUAGUAUGCAACCUGUUAAUGUGACACAGCUACGUUUGAGUGGGGUACCGUCUUCCAUGUCUAUGAUUCUUCCUAAUGGGUUGACAUUUCCACAAGCUAAUCUGACUUCUGCUGAUACAACCACUGUCAACUCGGCGAGCACUCCAGUUGUGUGUGCAGCUCAAAGUACAAAUGCAUCACAGAAGAUCUUGUACAGUACUGAUAAAGGAGACAAAGAAGUAAAAUAUCACAUACAAGGGGCAGAAACAGUUCAAUGGGCUAUGCCUGGUUCACAGACUAUGCUCAUACCAUACCAGCAGUUACAAGACUUGACCUCAGGACAAACUAGUUUAACUAAUUUACAACCUCAACAAUUUGUUUCUAUUGCUCCAGCAGGUAGUCUUCCACAAACAUCACUACCACUCACGGCAGCUCAGUUGCAGCAGUUACAAACUGGCACUAUUAUGCAGCUUAAUCAAAAGCCCAUAGUGAGCAGUGGUUCUCUUAUAAAUAUAAUAUCAACUGGACAAGCAUCUUCACCACAGACAAUUGCAAGUUCAUCCACUCCUACCAAAAAUGUAUCUAACCAAGAAAGUCGUGGACAGAAACGUUUGUCUGAUGGCACCCCAAGUCAGCUGCAAUUGAGACCCAUCGCUCCGGCUGGGUCUCAUGUAAGCCAGGACAAGAGCACUUCCAGAGAUGCCCGAAGUUGGACCAGCGCCGCAGCUAGGGACAACACCGUGGUUAGCAUGGGAAUGAAAAUUAAUCCUGCUCAUGGGACCAUAAUCCACGUGUCGUCCGGACAACAGACAAAUGUGUCGGCGUCAGGGGUCACUCAUGAUGGCACCGGAAUGUACAUUCGACAAAUUGACCGAAACGCUAUUCAGAUCCAAACCAGCAAAGAUGGUCAGAAGCAAGAUUUGUCUGCGAACAAAGUUCAGAGCACGGCACAAAAUGUGCAGAUGAUUACUGUGCCUCAAGGCAUGACUGUUCUUCAAAACCCGUUAAACAUCAGCCAAAUGCCGACUAUGCUCGGUCAACACAAUAGCCAAGUUUAUAUGAUACCUACCAAUGCCCAAAAUCUUGUUCAAGGAGGAUUACCUCCAGGCUUAAUGGGACAGCAAGUUUUGCAACCUGGGCAGAAUGUAACAGUAAUGCAACCGAACCAGUUAGGAAUGCCGGGCGGGGUCCAAUACAACGUGCCGUUGAUGUCGAUGAAUAUGCCCGCGAAUUCGCAGUACAUGCCAGCCGGCAUCAACUUGAAUACACAAUUGUCGGCACAACAGCUAAAUGCGGCGUUAGCUGGUCAACAGCUCAACCAAAACUUAGCAGUGUCUGGGGCGAUACCGAUCGUGCAAGCACCGCCUCCCUCCUCACCGAUGACGAAUCAAGCUCAAAGUAUAUCGGUGUCGCAAACUCCUUCAGUCCAUCAGUUAGUGCAACAGAACUCAUUCGUGACACCGACAAGCCAGUACGCUAGCAUGCCGCCACAGUAUAUGAUGCAAACUAAUUCUGGCGCUUUAACAGUCCCAACGAACAAUCCAAAUGUGCAAUACUCGUUACCGAACACGCAGACCACUAAUCCGACGGCAGGUAAUGGCAACGGACAGUCGAACACGUCCAGCGAUACGGACACUACUAAUGGAACUACCAGUCAGACCAAUUACAUCACGUCUUCGUCGCAAGAAACCUAUCCUCUGACUGGUUCAACAUCAGUGCAGAAUGCUCAACAAACAUUCACAGCGGAUGGUUCGACGAACCAAACGGCAGGCUUUACGCCGGGAAGUCAGACGGCAACGCCGCCAAACUUCGCGGCUUCCAACGGCAGCAACCAAUCGAGCUACAGCGUGAGCCAAACGUCAACCACCCAACCGCCGCCGAACUAUAAUCCGAACGGCAGCAACGGUACUAACCAGACGACCAAUCAGAGUUACGGGGCGGCAUCCACUCCUAAUUCUCAGAACAAUACGCAAACCAAUUUCUCCCCGUCGACAACGCCAGCUCCGAAUCAGUCGUAUGCCACGACAAAUCUUCCGAGUAUGCCGAACGUGGGAUACCCACCGAGUCAGAAUUCUCAGAACCCAUAUCCUAAUGCGACGGGGCAAAACUUGGCAGCUUACGCGAACAAUCAGUACCAGUACACGAGUAGGCCUUGGUUCAGGCCGCGGUACGGCUCCCCUCAGGGCUCGCCCUACAGCUCGGGCUCCGGGCCCCCGAACGGGCCGCCCAUGCCUGUCCCUCCACCUUCGGGCAACUAUAACUACUGGCAGGACAGUUGA
Messenger RNA from Chilo suppressalis (striped riceborer), 2907 nucleotides. Lineage: Eukaryota; Metazoa; Arthropoda; Insecta; Lepidoptera; Crambidae. The record is from the annotation of a GenBank genome assembly.